Messenger RNA from Pyrus x bretschneideri (Chinese white pear), 2470 nucleotides. Its product is annotated as cation/H(+) antiporter 15-like. Gene Ontology annotation, cellular component: endomembrane system; membrane. The record is from RefSeq and is a predicted model, not a curated record. Lineage: Eukaryota; Viridiplantae; Streptophyta; Magnoliopsida; Rosales; Rosaceae. The transcript has 2 exons. Bases 1 to 2058 code for a protein of 685 amino acids. Gene Ontology annotation, biological process: regulation of pH; proton transmembrane transport. Gene Ontology annotation, molecular function: antiporter activity.
AUGGUCAAAAGGAUGGCAAAGAAAACCUGGAAGAUUGCUCUAGUGACAUUUCUCUUUCCAUCAGCAAUCACCUCAAGCACUGUUUUCACGAUAGGCCGAACCAUUCCUGGACUCAAAGGAGGAAAAUUUUUCCUUUUCUUCGUUUCCAUUUCUUUGUCAUUCACUUAUUUUCCAGUCGUACUUGAGGCCUUGGAUGAACUCAACCUUAUGACUUCGGAGUUGGGACAACUUACCAUGUCCUCCGCGGCCAUGAAUGAAAUAGUCCAGUGGAACUUCGCAGCAGCGCAUCUUAUGCACGCUCAGAAAACUAUAAAUGAUGGAUUUAAGACUUGUGCUUGCUUAUUGGGGAUGAUAUUCUUCACUAUUUUCGUCAUACGGCUAGUUGUAAAAUUGAUCAUCAAAGUUACUCCACAAGGAAAAGAAGUCAAGGAAAGUUAUGUCAUUGCACUACAGCUUGGGGUUCUAGUUAUGUCAUUCAUCUCUGAUAUCAUAGGCAUGAGGUCUACCUAUGGUCCUUUACUACUGGGGUUAGUCAUUCCAAAUGGACCGCCUCUUGGUUCAGCAAUCGUACACAAGACUGAAUACGUGGUCUCUGAAUUUCUUCUUCCAUUGUUCUUUUUCCGCAUUGGCUUUGACAUUAAUGUCUACUCCGUUGAAGAUUGGACGAGUUUUACCAAACUUCAGCUUCUGAUUGUUGUGUCAUAUGUUGCAAAGAUCGUGGGGGUUACAGUGAUUGCAUGGUGCUGCAAAAUCAGAUUCAAGAAUAGUAUCUUGCUGAGUUUAAUGAUGAGUACAAAGGGUAUAAUCGAGCUUAUCGUUUAUACUCAUUGGCGGGAAUUAAAGGCCAUAGAUGACCAAUGUUUUACCCAACUGGUGUUGUCUUCUCUUGGGAUUACCAUGAUUGUAACACCAUUGGUACGAUACUUAUACAAACCUUUCGGAGCAUCCAAAUCCAUACUUCCCCGAUUCAGAAACAUCCAGUCAAUGCCAAGCAACAAGUCUGAAAUGUUUCGCCUUCUAUGUUGCGUCCAAAAUGAAGAAAGUGUCCCCAAUAUCAUAACCCUCCUCGAAGCCUCAAACCCGACAGAAUCAAGCCCCAUUUGCGCCUACAUUGUUCACGCAGUCGAGCUCAUUGGUUGUGCUGCACAACUAUUACUCCCUUGCCAUAGUAAUGACAAGAGGAACAAAUUGUGCUCCAAAAACACAACCACUCAUCAAAUAAUGAGAGCCUUCGACAAGUACUCAAAAACUGCCGGUGGAUCAGUCAUAAGCCAACCUUACACUAUGAUCUCGCCAUUUAAAUGCAUGCAUGAGACCCUUUUCCGUCUAGCUGAUAACAAGUUUGUGCCGUUGAUCAUCAUACCGUUUCAUGAAAACUACCAGGGUAUUGUUGGCCCAAGUAUGACCGCUGGCAUACGCCAAUUCAACGCCAAUGUGCAAUCAUACUCACCGUGUACGGUGGGGAUCCUAGUCGACAAAGGCUUGUCCUGUCGGAUGAGCUUGCCCCACUUCUCUUUCAACGUGGCUGUGUUUUUCGUUGGGGGGGCAGACGACCGCGAGGUCUUAGCCUACGCGGAACGCAUGUCUUGCAACCCCAAUGUUGGCAUCACGGUGUUCAGGAUAACACUUCAGAGUACAUCAAAAGAAGGGAAAGAAGCCGAGCUGCAGGAGGCAAAGCUGGAUGAAGCGUUGGUGAACGAGUUUAGGCUAAAAAACAUGAGGAAUCAUAUGUUGUUAUGGCGGGAAAUUGAAGUGCAUGACGGAGUACAACUUAUGGAUGCGGUUAUGAACUCGCAGGGGGAAUAUAACCUCGUCAUGGUGGGGAGACGGCAUUCAGAUAUGACAUUGAGGGACGAAGAAAUGGCAGCGUUUGUCGAGAAUGCAGAGUUGGGAGUGAUCGGCGACAUUGUUGCUUCCUCGGAUUUUUGUGGUGGGACGGUAAAUGUGUUGGUGAUACAAGAAAGCAUAGAAUUAGGGUUUGGAGCAUUUCGAAGUGUGUCCAGAAAAGAGUCGGAAAGUAGACUAAGUUCGACGGGCACUAAACCUUUGUUACCCUAAAAUAGAGGAAGUUGUUUUUUCUGGAAUUGUAUGCUGCAAUUUCGCCAAUAUACGGUUGAGGCCACCAACGUUCGCAUUGAAGCGGAAUUGCCGGCAGAUAUGAUUCUGUACUCUUUCUUUUUUGAAGAUAUUGCUGAUACGAGUUAUGUUAAUUGAUCGAGGCAUUGAAAUUGCUUUCAGUAAUAUCUUUUUUUUCCUAGUUAGAAGGUGCAACUUUGGAGAUUAGAAAUUGUUGCUAUUUGCUUCUUUUUGUAUAGGAUGAUGACUUGGUUUUAAUUGUAGCUUGUUUUCUUUUUUCCCAUUAUUCCUUUUUCCUUCUCCAUUAUUUUGUAAUUAAAUUUCCAGAUUUAUGGCCUUUCUUGUGGCAGAGAUCUGUAUAGUGGUGCGGGACAUGUUCUUCUUAUAAUUUUAA